Mobula hypostoma (lesser devil ray) is the source of this 2802-nucleotide messenger RNA. RefSeq names its product solute carrier family 51 member A (gene slc51a). Gene Ontology annotation, molecular function: transporter activity. Lineage: Eukaryota; Metazoa; Chordata; Chondrichthyes; Myliobatiformes; Myliobatidae. Gene Ontology annotation, biological process: transport. Bases 285 to 1244 code for a protein of 319 amino acids. The transcript is spliced from 9 exons. The record is from RefSeq and is a predicted model, not a curated record. Gene Ontology annotation, cellular component: membrane.
CUUCCCCGUUCCCUCUCACUCCUGGGACUGGAAAGAUAGUGUCACACCUUUUGUCUCCACAGAACCUUUCAUCACGUAGCUGGAGCCAAACUGAGGAAGGGGUAAUGGACAGGAGAUGAUGCUUAUCUGCAAAAGAACGUGGACGCCUAGUAAUCGAAAAUGACUCAAGCCAACCAGCUCCGUGCAUCUGGAUUCAGGCAGGCGGGGAAAGCGGCCAGGGGGCAGGGAACACUGAUCCCGGGAAACUCGGCAGCAAGUCCAGUCGCAGUCUGUACGCUGGAGAGAUGACUGACUAUGGGAACGUGAGCCUGGAGUUCUACUGCGGCUCCAGCCCUCCCAAAGCCGCAGAAAUCUUACGGAAUCUGAAUUUGCCUGCCAGCAUUUUAUACAGUGUUCUCACUCUAAUGGCUGUAAUUGCAAAUCUUGUGUAUUGCGAGGAAGUUGUAUAUUUGCUGAGAAAAGUCCCAUCUACAGACAGGAGAGCGACUAUAAUAUGGGUCAGCGGGGCUGCACCGGUGAUAGCAUCAGCAUCUUGUAUUGGCAUGUGGAUUCCUUUGGCAUCAAUGAUCACAGAUUUGACAAUAGCAGUAUACUUCGCAAUUGUCAUCCAUAAGUUCCAGCGGAUGAUGAUAGAAGAAUUUGGAGGUGAUGAAGCGUUCCUGAAACAUUUUGAAAAUACUCCUGUGAAGAUUAGUACAGGACCUUUGUGUUGCUGCUGCCUAUGUUUGCCUUUUGGAAGGGUUUCAAGGCGCCUGAUGUUCCUGCUGAAAUUGGGCACAUUUCAGCUGGCUUUCUUGCGUCCAGUUCUGAUGAUCUUCACGUUGGUCCUUUGGGUGAAUGGGACCUUUAGUCUUGAUGAUCUUACACCUAGUGGACCUGCGAUUUGGAUUAACACUUCCCUUGGCAUUUCCACAAUAUUUGCAUUGUGGCCAAUUGGAAUCAUUUUCAAUAAAGUCAAAGGUGAACUUAAAAAUCAGAAGAUAAUCCCUAAAUUCACCCUUUAUCAGAUUUCAUUCAUUCUUACUCAGCUCCAAUCUGCCAUUAUCAACAUAACAGCAUUGUCAGGAGGUUUGGCCUGUGCACCUCCAUUUUCACCAACAGCCAGAGCGGCAUAUAUGAACCAGCAGCUUCUCAUAAUGGAGAUGUUUAUUAUAACUAUGCUAUCACGCAUUUACUACAGAAGAAAAUACAAUCCCCUAGAAAUAGAUGAAAUGCAAACCUCAAUAAAAACACAAAUACCCUAAACCUUGUGAAUUAUAGUAUGGCAUAAAGCAAAAUCUCAAGAGCAUAAGGCAAUAACUGAACAUUGUUUACUAGAUUUGUAUUGAGGUAUUGACAGUUUCCCAAUUUUCUUUUGGGCAUUCCAGUAACACCCGUUUUUCAAUAAAGAUGUUUGAUUAGAUUCUGAAAGCUUUUACAUUUGACUUAAUUGAUAGUUUUGUCAUCACAAAGCAACUGUCUUCAAUAAUACGACAAUAGUUUGACUAUUUUAAUCAGUGGGAUGAAAGUGUGCUUGUAUGUUAUCCACAAGUCUACUCGCACAGCACUGACAAACCAGAUAUCAUGUCCACAUCAGCCUCUGGUCAGGAAAUUAUGGGUGUACUGUCUGAAUUAUAGAGUAGAUUUUAAAUGAAAUGAAUAAAAAAUAUGAAAACUGCAAUAGGCUUGUUUUAGUCCUUGCCAAUAUUUUGCUGUUGAUACCAUUUCUUAUCUAAACUAUUUUUUGGGGGAGUCAGUCAACUUGUUCAAAAUUUUACGCAGGGCUAAAUAAUUCUCCAUAUGAUUUCUCAUUUAAGAGGGAGAGCAACAUCUGAAGCUGAGGAAACUAUGAACCUCUCACACACUACAAAUUGAUAACUUAGAGGAAUUACAACUUGUAAAUUGGGGGACCGUUUUGUUGAACACCUCUGCUCCAUCCACCAAAAUUGGAACUUCCCACUGGCCAUAUGUUUUAAUUCUGAUUCCCAUUCCAUUCUGACAUGGUGGUCCAUGGCCUCCUUUUGUGCCAAGUUGAGGCCACCCUCAGGUAGCGGGAGCAAUGCCCUAUAUUCCAUCUGGAUAGCCUCCAACCUGAUGGUAUGAAUAUUGGUUUCUCUUUCCAAGUUAAAACAAAAAUACCCUUCCCCCACCUUCUUCUCUAGCCCUUUACUUUUCCCACUCGUAUGGCUUCACCUAGCACUCUCUAGCUAUCCUUUUCCUGCCUCCCCACACCUUUUUAUUCUGGCUUCUUCCCCCUUCCUGAAGAAGAUUCUCGACCUGAAACACCAACUGUUUAUUCUUUUCCAUAGAUGCUGCCUGACCUGCUGGAUUCUUCCAGCAUUCUGUGUGUGUUGCUGAUGAAAUCUUUGUUCAUUCUGACUGAGUGCCAUACUUAAGGUGAAAAGUGCCUUUCUCUUAAUGUUACUGACAAACUACAUCUAUCCAAUAAAUGUUUAUAUGAUUUUUGUACCUAGCUUCCAAGAAAGAUACAAGUAGUUAAAAUCCAGUACAUCUUAAAACACUUGUGUUGCUUUUAUUUUUUCUUCAUGGUUCUGCCCUGUAACUAGUAAUAUUUAAUAAAACAUGAAGAAAUUAAAACAUGUUUGUAUACUUGUGUUCUUUAAUAUCAAAUUAUGUUUGGUAAUAUAAUCCAGUUGUACAUGAAAUAAGAAAAAGCAAAAAAAAUUGAAGAUAAUAUCAGUUAAUCAAAUAUCAGUUACUUCAGUUACACUUGUGUUGUUGUGUACAUUCCUUGCCCUUUGCAUUUGUAACUUUUGUGUGACAUUAAGCUUGUGCCUAUAAAUAAAUUAUAACCAUUAUAUU